This is a messenger RNA of Sclerotinia borealis F-4128, 2568 nucleotides long. NCBI's taxonomy places the organism in Eukaryota, Fungi, Ascomycota, Leotiomycetes, Helotiales, Sclerotiniaceae. The record is from the annotation of a GenBank genome assembly.
AUGGGUUCAAGACUUGCUUGGUAUGCUGGUAUCUCCACGGCUUUGGCAGGUGCAGUGGUCCUCUCUGCGUUCAACCAGCGCGCAAACUUUUAUUCGGCAUGCGUUUACUUGGCGCAGAGUAAUCUGUGUCUUAUGAUACUGCUUAAUUUGAUUCUAUUCGUUUUCUCCAGUUUCAUGUACGGACUUCAACGACUCUGCUAUGGCCCACUUCGUCCUAUCGAAAUUGAACAACUAUACGAGAAAGCCUGGUUCGCCAUUACGGAAACAUGUCUCGCCAUGACCAUAUUCAGGGAAGAAGUUGGGGCCUGGUUCCUCGUAAUGUUCGUUGCUCUUCUUACCGGCAAAGUCUGGGGAUGGAUAGGUGAUGGACGAGUUGAGAUUCUAGAACAACAACCACCCGCCAAUCCAAAGCUCUUCCAUAUUCGAUUAUCUGUAUCUUUGGCGGUUUCAGUGCUUUAUGAUGCGUGGUUGAUGAGCUAUACGAUCAAUACGGUGAUUCAACAGGCUAGGCCGAAUAUGAUGGUUAUGUUUUUGUUCGAAUUCGCGGUAUUAACUGUCUCGAGCUCUUCCACGGCUUGUAGAUAUAUCAUCUCGGUCAUGGAAUCGAGAGUGGUUAAGAAGCAGACCCAGGAGAGGUUGAUCGAAAGGAAGAGAGAAGUCAGAGAGGAGAGGGCAGAGAUGAUCAGACAGAGAGAAAUUGCGCGUGCGGAAGGUGGCGAGGAUUAUCAAGAACCUACUACGCCUUUGCCCUCUGAGGAUGAUGUUGAAGAAAUGGAUAUUGAAGUUCCAGGAUGGGAAGCAAAGGGCCAAUGGGUUCUAACCCUCGAUUUGGUGACGGACGCCAUGAAGUUGUCCAUUUACUCAUUCUUUUUCUUCAUUCUUUUCACAUUCUACGGUCUACCUAUCCAUAUCAUGCGAGAUCUUUUCGUUACGGCAAGAUCAUUCAUUAAACGACUUACCGCAUUCUUAAGAUAUCGCAGAGCGACUCACGAUAUGAAUUCACGAUAUGAAGAUGCAACUGUUGCAGAUAUUCAGAGGGAAGAUACAUGCAUUAUAUGCCGCGAAGAAAUGCGACCUUGGUCUGUAACAAAUCCACCAGUACCUGCUGGAGCACAACCUAGACCAGGGACGAUCAAUGAACGUACAAGGCCAAAGAAACUACCUUGCGGACACAUUCUUCAUCUAGGCUGUUUGAAGAGUUGGCUUGAACGACAACAAGUAUGUCCGACAUGUCGGAAUCCUGUGGUAGACACCCCUCAAGAUGCGCAAGCCAAUGCCAAUCGCAAUGAUAGAGCUAAUCAACCGGGUCCUGGUCAACAAGAUGGUCCUGCUGGUGCUCAACCACCAGCAGCGCCUGGUCGUGGCCGCGGAAUGCGUAUGCUUAAUCUUGGACCAAUCAGAGUGGGCUUUGGGCAGGCGAAUCUCAAUGAUUUCGCUGGCAUUCAAAAUCCUCCAGGAGGUCAGGCAAAUGCCGCAGGUGCUGGACCGAGGGUCUACGGUUUGGAAUUAGGUAUUCCCCGCAGAGCUCAGCCUCAAGCCCAACCAGCUCUUGUGAAUACUGGAGAGCAUGCUGCAAUAGCUCUUGACCAAUUACCACAACAUUUAGAAGAACUAGAACAACAAGUAGCGCAAGAAAUUCGAAAUUUACAGUUGAACCAGCAGCAGCUGCUAGUUGUCCAAUUAUUACAAGGCGAACUGUCGAGGCUGAGAAACAUACAAAAUAACGGCAUGGAUCCUUUGACAGCAAAUUUUCCCUUGCCGCAAUUGCAGUUGCCCCAGAUGUCCAACUUUCAACACACGCCACAUAUCGCCCCCUCAUUCAAUAGCCGACCAUCAAUUCAACCACAAAUGCAAAGACAUAGCGUACGAUCCAAUGCCUCAGCAAUACCAUCCGGUAGUGCUGACCUUCCACCUGGAGUUGUCAUACCAGAGGGUUGGUCACUUCUGCCAUUAGAAAGACUACAUAAUGAGCCUCCACCGGGCCAAGCAGGCACACCAGGGACAUCGACAGGACCUGCAGCAAUAUCAACAUCUGAUGACCCCGUUAUAGCCUCCACAUCUACCCAAAAUGUAGUCAGCCCUAUAAAUGUGGGAGGUGAAACCUCUAAUAUUAGCACUACGCCAAUCAAUGCCGAACAAAACCAUUCGCAAGCCGGCUCGCUUGAUUCUUCUGAAACAAACGCCAUUAAUACUCCGCCAUCUAUCUCAGCUGACCAAUCGGCGUCUACAAUUACUACUUCUAUAAAUCCAUCCUCUACAAAUAUCAGCCCAUCUGUUAAUCAUCCCAGUUUACCUAAUUGGGAAAAUCCGCAACUAUUUUCGGGAUCAAGCUUGGUGGGAAAUCAAAAUCUUGACGGUGCUCAUUCAGCACCAACUUCGCCCCCACAUGGUGGUGAUAAUUUAAUUCCUCAUGUUUCUCUUGAUGCGAUGACAGGUACUGGUGAGUCAACUAGUAGUUCGGCGGAGCACAGUGAGCUAAGAAUUGAUGAAGAUAGUGAGGUGAGAAGACGGGAGAAGGGAAAAGCCAAGGCAGCUACGGUUGAGGAUACAGUAGAUGAAGAGGAGUGA